Messenger RNA from Pseudo-nitzschia multistriata, 3348 nucleotides. Lineage: Eukaryota; Bacillariophyta; Bacillariophyceae; Bacillariales; Bacillariaceae. The record is from the annotation of a GenBank genome assembly.
CAUAACAUCGACUGAGAGUGUUCGCAGUACCGUAUUUUUCAAGCAUAUCAAGGAAGGCGAUACCUCUGCAAUAUUGGACAAUGGUUCGACACCAUUUGAUUAAGACAGUUGGCAUAUUGUCGAUAUUAUUGGUGUGGAAUGUGCAAGGAGAGUUGAGUGCACCAAAAGAAUCACCACUAUCUCUUCGUUUGAUUGAUGUAGAGACAAACAUUUCUCCAAUUAAUGUUCUUUUCUUAAACAAGAAAGCGUCGAUAAUUGUCGACGGUCUGGAGUGGUUAAGCCAAAACCAAGAAAUUAGUGAAACGAGCGAAAGAUCCCUUCUCAGUUACUCCACCUAUAUCAACGAACAGCAGACUGCAAAUGGAAGCAUUGACUUCUCAGUUUCUUCAAAUAACACUAGCGCAGUAUACUUUCCCACAUCUAUUGAUGCGGGUGUAAUUGAAGCAAAGGAUUCGGGUGUGAAUUCGAUUCGCGUCCUCAUUCAUCAUUUGUUGGAUGAUGAAAUCAUCGAAUUGUCAGCCACUUUGGAUGUGCGGUCGUAUCGGCCAGAGAUGGCGAGUAUUCCGAUUGCGCUUUCAUUUGGAUUAUUUUUAGUUUUCAACAUCCACAUGGUCCACUCCCUCUUUCUUGCCAUCUUCAUUGGCUCCUGGAUUAUUGAAGGAUCGAUGACAAGGGGUUUCAAAGCAACUUUCGAUACAUUUCUCUUGGAAGCUGCUACCGAUAACGAUCACGUGUCAAUGUGAGUGAUCUGAAAGCUUCCUCUUCUCAAUCACAUUUUUCAACUGGAAGAAUAUCUAACAAUUGGUUUUCAUUGCUCUCAAUGCUUCUACUUCCAUGUUAUGACAGUAUUCUUUUCAUCGUGGGGAUAUUUGGACUAAUGGCAAUGGUGAAUAGAAGUGGAGGGACAUCAGCAGUGAUCAAAUCUUUGACGCAACACUCGUCUAAGACCAGAUUAGCACAAUUUGUUAUAUUUCUAAUGGGCUUGGCUUUCUUUUUCAACCCAUACGUCAGUAUAAUGAUUGUUGGUAAUAUUAUUGGAUCAAUCUUCAAAAGCUUCCCUCUUUCAAGCGAAAAGGUAUCAUUCCUCAUCGAUACAACAGCCGCACCAGUAGCGAGCAUCUUCCCAACGUCUAGCUGGGUAGUCUUCUCGACAGAUCUCAUCGAAAGAGAGAUUGAAAAGAUUAAAGCAUUGGGAUACGAAGAAGUCAGCGGCGUCAGUGGUCAUUCUUUAAUCAUUUCGAGUAUUAUGUACCAAUUUUAUCCCAUUUUUGUUCUUGGACUUGCUGUAUUGCAGAUCUUAACGGGACGUGAGAUGGGCCUAGUAUUAGAUGCAGAAAACAAGGCACGACUGAGCUACAACAGUAUUGAUCCGAGAAAGACAUCUUUUUCAAGGUUAAAAGAAAGGUCAUUGAACUGGUACAUUCCUGUCGUCACUCUCAAUGUCUUCCUCUGGUAUGCUUUCAGUCAGGACGAUAAUGAGAGUACUGAAGCUUUUGGAACUACAUGGUUGAUGAAUACAGUGGCUGCAAUAAUCAUUACACAAUUGUUUUUUGUGUUUCAAAGAAGGGAUGGGAAAGUACCAUUUCUGAGUAAAUGCUUCGAUCGGUAUGAAAGAGACACGAUUGCAUACUUGACUGACACAUUCCCAUCAGCAUCUGGAUCUGCUUCAAUCCAUUACAAUCCUUCCUCCAAAUCUGAAGACGAGGAAAAUUACCUGAAAGCUCUCGAUGAUGAUUGCCAAAUGAUUUUGCAAAUGAACACGGAAGAAGAAGAGAACGGAAGAAAAGAGAAGUCUUGGCUUGUGUGUUCGACAGAGCCAUCUCUAUUGACUUUUCACGACGGUGCAAAAUGCAUGGUGCAGAGUGCAGUGAGAGCCGCGCCCAUUGCCCUUUCUCUGGUGUUAACAUGGGCAGCCGGUUCUGUAUACCAAGCCCUUGGAAUCGAUCGUGUCGUGAUCUCCUGGAUUGUGAGUGACACAAUUUCAGUAGAAAUAUUGCCAAUCACUAUCUUUCUCUCGACAUUCUUUUUAUCGAUCACACUUGGGUCAUCCAUGACCACUAUUUCAAUCUUGUUGCCAACAAUAAUGACUCCGCUCGUAGACUCUCUCGGGGGGGAUUCGAAGGGUAUGAGUCUUGUUUUGGCAUCAAUUCUCAGUGGUGCAGCCGCUGGGGACCACAUCGGACCUUUCUCGGAAACGACAAUCAUAUCUGCUCUUGUUUCCGGGAUUACGGUUCGGCGCCAUUUCAUUACGCAGGCGCCUUACGCGCUUUUUGUAUUGGUAAUGAGCUUAUUGGUCGGAACUUUACCGGUGUCAUAUGGUAGCUACCCUGCCUACGUUGGAUACAUCAUCGGAGUUGUUGUUUUGCUUCUAUUUGUGAUCCUGGUAUGUCGGCAAGUGAAGAGAUACAAGUCGAGUAUCGGAGGACCUUCACCACCUAUGCCUGUUUCUGAAGUUCUGCAUCCAAUGAUAGCUCCUCAAGACAAGAGGAGGGAAGAUAGAUCUGCGACGCCCAUGCACCCCGGCACGGACAACCAACAGCAGCAACCAAGAACGAACGAGCCUUUGGACGGCACCGAUGUCGUGGAAGGCCGUGAAUCUUUCAAGAGCAAGCUGCAGACUAUCAAUGACGCAGGAGGCGACCCGAUCAAAGGACUUGUGGAAGACGGCAUACUGCCCAACAACUUCGUGAAUUUUCUCCAGAAGCCACCUCUGGGGCAGGGGGCUCCGGAACGAAACGCCCCGCUGGACUCGGCCAAGGAAAGCAAGAAACGCUUGAUCGAAGCCACGAUAAAAAAAGCCGAGCAGGAUGGCAACGUGUUCUCCGACUCGCUGAGAACUUUCCUUCGCACGGCCCAAGAGAACCUCGGAAACAUGCUGGACGACAACAGAAACCAGGGGAUCUCUGCCUCUGCAAGCACAGAGAGCGGCGGCGACGACGACGACGACGACUCGUUGGACAACCUAAUGAUGAACAUUGCUGCCAAGGGGUGGAGAGCGAGCAUCAACAACAUACUGGGAGACGCAAAAAAUAAAGACGAUUACAGCACCGAUGGAGGGAGCAGCAUGAUGGAAUCCGACGAAUCUGCCUUCACGUCUGCGUCAUCUCGCUCCGGACCGUCUCACUUUUCGACGGGAACCUCUCAGUUGUUGAAUCCACUCGAAUUCAACAACGACGAUUUUUCGUCCGUUCCCGACGAAGAGCAAACCGCCAUAGCAUCCUUUUAGGAUUCUCGCUGUAUUUUGAACGGUGGUCGACUCGUCUCGCAAACUUUCGUAGUGACAAACACACAAAAAUAGACUCGUGCAUACACAGAAACUCUCCCCACAAAUACAUAGAACUGAAAGGA